Messenger RNA from Tuber melanosporum (Perigord truffle), 571 nucleotides. RefSeq lists its product as uncharacterized. NCBI's taxonomy places the organism in Eukaryota, Fungi, Ascomycota, Pezizomycetes, Pezizales, Tuberaceae. The coding region runs from base 89 to 379 and encodes 96 amino acids. The transcript has 3 exons. Gene Ontology annotation, biological process: mitochondrial electron transport, ubiquinol to cytochrome c. The record is from RefSeq and is a predicted model, not a curated record.
CAUUCAACUAACGACACCAGAGUCUACACCACCACGCACUACAAACUCCCCACUCUAACCUUCUCAACUCACCUAAAUAGCAAAAACAAUGGGCGGCGGAGAAAAAGUUCCCGGACAGUACAUGGGCUGGUGGGGCAGCCUCGGUUCCCCUCCACAAAAGGGAAUAACGACCUACACGCUCUCGGCGAAUCGUCAACGUCCGCUGGCUGGUACCAUGCAUGCGGCCGUCUUCAAUUCCUGGCGCAGGUUCAAGGGUCAGGUUCUGUACGUUGCGCCGCCAUUCGUUGUUGCAUACUUCGUUAUGGACUGGGCUGUUAAGGAGAAUCACUUCUUGAAUAGUAAGGAGGGGCGUAAGCUUCAUGGAGCUGAGGAGGAUUAGAGAGGAAUUAUUGGAUUGGCUAGGUUUGUGAGCUGGGUGGAGCGGCUCCGGGGUUUUCUUUUGAUAAAUUGAUGAUUGAUGGACGGGUGGAUGGGUGUGUUUGCCCAGAGGGUUCCUGCGGGUGUUUGUGGUCAAAUCAGACACCCCCGAGGGAACUCAGCUUACCUAGAGAAUCGAAAAUUAACCUCUUUG